AUGGAGGAGCAUGAAAAACAAAGGAGGCCUGUUGGGAGGGUGGGCAAGGAGCAUCAAACCACUGUCGCCAAAUCAAACCACCCAGAAACCAAGGUGUUUGCGCAGAGGGACUUGCCGACGCCGCCUGGCCGGGGAUUUGGAGAAGCAACUCGCCGCCUGUGUGUUGCUAUGGAGCCAUUGCUUGUCCGAAGAUUUGGGAACGUGACUCGCCUGAGAGAGAAGAGACAGGAAAUAGGGGAAGUGACUGAGAGAGAUCGAUUGAUUUUGGGGAUUUUUGAAUAG
This is a messenger RNA of Ilex paraguariensis (yerba mate), 282 nucleotides long. The record is from the annotation of a GenBank genome assembly. NCBI's taxonomy places the organism in Eukaryota, Viridiplantae, Streptophyta, Magnoliopsida, Aquifoliales, Aquifoliaceae.